UCUCCACUUCUCCACACAGAGCACACCCAUCCACCAUCCAUCCAUCCAGGCUAGAAGCAGCGGCGAAACAAGUGCGCCCCUAGCUGCGAGCACAAGGGGCAGGCAGCAAUGGCGAGGCAUCGCCUCCUUGCCGUGCUCAUGCUCCUCGUCGGGGUAGUGGCAGCCUCCACUUUCCACCAAGCGGCCGCCGCUGGCCGGGGCCUUGCUGCCGUCGAGAAGUUUGCGGACCUGGAGCCAAAGCCAAAACCUAAACAAGAGGCAAUGCCCAAACCAAUGCCGAAGCCUGAACCCAAGCCGAUGCCAAAGCCCGAGCCCAAGCCCAAGCCCAAGCCGAUGCCUAAACCUGAACCCAAGCCAGAGCCCAAGCCCAAGCCGAUGCCCAAACCUGAACCCAAGCCAGAGCCCAAGCAUAAACCAAUGCCUAAGCCAGAGCCUAAGCCGGAACCUAUGCCUAAGCCGGAGCCCAAGCCUAAACCUGACCCGAAACUAGAGCCACCACCAAAGCACAAGCCGCCAACAGCUUACAAUUGAUGGGAUACUAUAUAUGACAACAGAAAGAUCAAGGAGAUCAUGGCCGGGGCCACAAUCGCGAUAUUUCUGGAAUAAGUAGUGUAGUAACAAUGUCAUUCUAUCCGGCUAGCUCGAUAGCGAUGCAUCUUUCUGUAUUCUAUGUAUUUCGUUACAUUUAUAAAGUUUCUGUUCCAUGCAUCCAUGAUGAGUAUUACUACUUUGUAAUUGUUAUUUGCUUGUUGGUGUAAGUUCAAUUUUGUACGUGACUCGUUGUUCUAUUUGUGUAUCGCAUGAAUGAGUUAUUUUGUCUA
Messenger RNA from Triticum aestivum (bread wheat), 821 nucleotides. RefSeq names its product protein TsetseEP. Lineage: Eukaryota; Viridiplantae; Streptophyta; Magnoliopsida; Poales; Poaceae. The record is from RefSeq and is a predicted model, not a curated record. Bases 109 to 531 code for a protein of 140 amino acids. The transcript has a single exon.